AUGAUCUCGAAAAUGAAGCCGCGCGAGCACUGGGGCCGGGACGAUUCGCAUACGAUGCACAAGGACGACUCGUCGAUGGUGCGCCUCACGCUCCAGCUCAUGCAGCAGAACCGCCCCCAGGUGAUGGUCAACCUUGCGCUCGCUGUCAUCUUCCUCGUGGACUUUUGGAUGUCGGCCUUCAACAUGUUCCACCGUCUGCUCAUCAAGCUGCACAUCAUCGCUCCGCUGGCGGACAACUGUGUUCCUCCCGCGUUUUCGCCCACGAGCCCGCCACCGUUUGCGCAGUGGCCACUGACGCAUCUCUUGUGCCGCGGCGUGCACGUGUACAACUUCUUGACCGGCUACAACGAGGAGCUGCGUCUCCACCACGACCUGUACUGUCGCAAGCCAAAGAACGAAUGGAUCCGCGAUUGGGCGUAUUGGGAAGGCAUUGGUAGCCAGGGCGAGUGGGGCACACCAUUCGCUGCUGCCGAUAGCGACAGUCGAUGCCCCUGUCCCGGUCUCAACAUCCUCGCGACGCACGGCAUCAUCCACACAUCGGGUCGGAAGGUGGCUGCAUCCAAGAUGGUCGUGGGCCUCUCUCGGGCGUUCAACAUUGCGCCCACGAUGGCGUUGCAGCUCUACUCGCCGCUGUUCCCCGUGUUUAGCGCGCGCGGCCACAUCUUUGACCUCGAGGAUCUCAGCAUCAUGAACGUCAUCGAACACGAUGCGAGCCUUCUCCGUCCGGAUUUCCACCUGGCAGACUGGAAGAAGGAUCCCAAAGCCAUGUGCCGGCCUCAUCAGGACAUGAUUGACCGCUGGUUCCCUGCGCGCCUCAAGCACGGCCAGCUCAAGGACGACAUGACCGACCGCGACUUUGCCGAGGCGCUGUGCAUCCGUCGCAACGAAUCGCGAAGGCACAACCGACAGUACACCUCCAACGUAGUGCAGAGCCUCAUCGGCUCCGGAAGCUGCUGUCUGAUGCUCAACGUAUUUGGCGGCAAGGUGCUCGAUAUGCGCGAGAUGGCCGGAAGCGUCAGCAGGGAUCUGCCGGGCGUGAGGACGACGGAGCAUGGCGAGCAGUAUGGAUACGAACGCAUUCCCGCCCGCACCAUCAAGGGCGACAAGGUUCAAGGUUGCCCCAUGGCAGCUGCUUCGCAUCAGCAGAAAUGGCAGCCGGCCACCGCAAAGAGGUUCUUUGGCAUGACCAUCUUCGAGGCUCUCUGGACCACGUUCAAUAUUGAAAUGCGCGCAAGAGCCUGA
Moesziomyces antarcticus is the source of this 1242-nucleotide messenger RNA. Its product is annotated as cloroperoxidase. The transcript has a single exon. The record is from RefSeq and is a predicted model, not a curated record. Gene Ontology annotation, molecular function: peroxidase activity. The coding region runs from base 1 to 1242 and encodes 413 amino acids. Lineage: Eukaryota; Fungi; Basidiomycota; Ustilaginomycetes; Ustilaginales; Ustilaginaceae.